AGCACUCCACUUCGUUUUCUUUUGUCACGCCGUUCAGGUGGACCUCGCGGUGAUGCUGCAGCGCAUAUAAACUAAAAGAAAGCAUCUUCACAGCGCAAACGACAGAAAAGCACAGCACACCAUCUUCUCCUCCUCCUAGCCGCGUUGACCGCCGUGACCACUGCGGUGCUGCAGCGUCGGUGCGCCAGAGAGAACCGUGCUGGAUAGCGCAGACCAGCGCUGCCAAACACGGCCACCGUGUAAAAUUCUUUGCGUUCAACGACAUCACAAUUUGUGCAGAGCCAGCUUUGCUUUUUCUCUUUUGUUUUCACUUCAAACCUCCAAAAAAAAAGGGAAGGAGGAGGAGAAGUCAAACAAAACAAAUAGGCCCACUUACUUCCUUUAGACAUUUAGAAAUAUACACAGACCCCAGCCCCUCCAUAGACUUACAGCACCCCACUCUUCCGGCUUUUUCCUCUUCGUUCUCACUCCAAUCGAUAGACACCGCGCGAGAGCAACGUCGUUGCCCGGUGGGCAGCCGCACAUAGGCCCAAUCGCUCUCUCUCUCUCCUCGCUCUUCGCUGUUGUUGUUCUCAUCAUUAUUGCUAUUCAUUGACAGUCUUAGAGAAAAGGGGAAAAAAAUAGAGAAGAUGAGCUCCGAUGCGCAGGCGCUGGUGCGCCAACUCACAGAAAACCCCGACGUGCUUGAGAGCAUGCAGCACAUGCUGUCUCUGCUCCGCGCGAACCCGCCCAGGCCUGUGCUGGGUGCCGCCACAGAAUCAAAACCAAGCACACAGCGGGUACGUCCGCCGCGGACAGGGUACGACGACAGCGAUGUGCUGGUCAGCGCGGAUCAACGCUUGGACCGUAACGCUGCCGCCGGCGUCAACCACAACGGCAACUAUUACAGCCGCCAUCGCACUGAUGACGAAAUCAUCGGCGACGACGGCAAGGACGAAAGCGGCGCCUCCUCUCCAUUGCCGUCGCUGGCGGAUGUCGACCAACGUGGUGGUGGUGGUGGUGGUCGCGGUCGGGGCCGACCACCGCGCCGGUCCUCACAGCUGCAGCAGCAACAGCCACAACAGCAGCAGCAGUCAUCGGCUCGGAGUGCGACAACGGCAGUGGCGGAGUCGGAGGAACUCCUCGCUACCUCCAAGAAGCUGAGCGACGCGCAGCGGCGCAUAGCAGACCUCGAGCAGGCGCUCCAGCGCACGACGCAGCGCGUCGAUCAGCUGCGCGAGGUGGUGGACAAGCAGAAGGGUGAACUACAGGAGGCGCAGGACCGGCACAUGUUGGAGUUGGAGGAGAUGCGCCACGCCUAUGACGCUGUGGUGCAACGCAAGGACGAGGUGCAAGAAGCGGCGCUGCGGCAGCUGAUGAAGUCACGCCAGUUGAUGAUGUCGGCAGCGAAAUACGAGGCGGCCGUGGCUGCGAAGAAGAGAGAAAAGGAGAACCACAGGAGCGCAGCGCAUACGCCGAGCUCCGCUGCUGCGGUGGGUCUCACGGCGAGUGCGACGGCCGUCAACACACGAAACUCGUCGCAUUUGCUGGUCAGCGGUGUGAAGCGCGAGCGGCAGGAGGACGCGCCCGAAGAGCGCCACGACGAGGCCAAGCAAGACGUCUACUACUUCUACAACGAGCAGCCCCCACCACAGCAGCCGCGGCAGCAGGCGUUGAAGCACACGACAUCCGACUCCUGGGGCACGCCAGCGCGGAGCCACAACAGCCACCACCCGUACGGCAGCGGCACGAAGGUUGUCUACACAAAGACGGAAUCGCCGGAGUUCAUUACGUCACCGACGCCCACAACCAAGUCGGCCGCCGCGAUGAUGGGCGGUGGUGGCAGCGGCGGUGCGGGAGCCCGCACGCAGUCCCGCAGCACACGGAAGCGUCGCACGCCACGCAUGCCGAGUCUCACCAACGCCGACCGCCUUGCCCCGACGUACACGCACCAGCACCGUAGCAGCAGCGGCAGCGCACCCACGCAGCGGCGGCUGCUGCCGGGGACCAACUCGCUGAAGCUGGACAGUCCGACGCCGGUGGUGAGCACCACGUGGACCGCUGGGCGGUCGCUGACGGGCAGCCGAACACCGCCUCCCCUGCCUGCGCCGGUGUCCUACGCAGCAGCAACAGCCUCGAUGAGACAGCCACAGCAGCCAAAGUCAGUUCCGCCCUCGAAGCCUCCGCUCACGCAGCGGGCAGCCGGUCGACUGGCAGCGCCGCAGCCGGCCAUCACACGUGUCGUGCCGAACACCCGCAGCGGCACCUCCUCCGUCGUCGCGGACGGACCGACGCGGUCGCCGUCGCCGGUAGAUCCUAAACGCGGCAACGCAGGGCCACGGCGCUUCAUCUUUACGGGGCUGAAGGACGGAGAGCCGCAGCGGCUGACAGCCGCCAUCGAACAGCUCGCGGACGAUGCCGCCGUGCUGACGAGUGAGCUAGACGAGGUACCGCCGACGGCCACGACGCACAUCGUCUUGCGUGGCACGCCGCGCAGUGUUAAAGCCCUCUGCGGCGUUGUCUGCGGCAAGUGGCUUGUCUCGCCGGAAUACAUUCUGAAUAGUCUUGAGAGCGGGUUUUGGUUAGACGAGGCGGAGGAGGGCGGGAUGCGUGUGUUUCCGCCGCCGCUGCAAGGGCAGCGAUUUUUGCUGACGGUGGAGCACGAGGGCAUUCGUGCGAAGCUGGCGCAGGUGAUUGUGUACGGCGGGGGCGAGGUGUUGCCGGUGUAUAGUGGGAAGGUGGCCCAGGACGUGGUGGUGAUCACCUCCGGCGAUGAUCUGCUGCGUUAUGCGACGGAGGUGCACGUGUAA
Messenger RNA from Leptomonas pyrrhocoris, 2789 nucleotides. RefSeq lists its product as hypothetical. The coding region runs from base 630 to 2789 and encodes 719 amino acids. The record is from RefSeq and is a predicted model, not a curated record. Lineage: Eukaryota; Euglenozoa; Kinetoplastea; Trypanosomatida; Trypanosomatidae. The transcript has a single exon.